Molecule: messenger RNA, 228 nt
Organism: Rhizopus microsporus ATCC 52813
Lineage: Eukaryota; Fungi; Mucoromycota; Mucoromycetes; Mucorales; Rhizopodaceae
Exons: 2
Source: RefSeq, a predicted model, not a curated record
GUUCAAGAACUAUCGUAUAAAAAACACAAUGAACAGAAAGAAUCGAUCAAGCUUUGGUUGAAAAAUCUUCAGCAACAACGAGGUUACUUUAUCUAUAUUGCUCAAAAUUUAGAACAGAGCUAUACAUUCGGCUUUCCAAUGUUAUAUUAUAUAACAUUGUUGUUAGAUAUUCCAUUACAAGAAGUGGUUGCCCAGUUGCCUUUUUCUUUACUAAUGGUCAUUCAAUGA